Plasmodium malariae is the source of this 987-nucleotide messenger RNA. RefSeq names its product PIR protein. The record is from RefSeq and is a predicted model, not a curated record. Bases 1 to 987 code for a protein of 328 amino acids. Lineage: Eukaryota; Apicomplexa; Aconoidasida; Haemosporida; Plasmodiidae. The transcript has 3 exons.
AUGAACCCAGAAGUGUUAAAACAAGAUUUACCUUUAUAUAAGCUUUACGAGGAAUUUGAUAGUUAUAAAAAUGGUUAUAAGGACAAUAGCAUUUGUAAAAAUUUCAUUAAAGACAAAUAUCUUAAAUCACAUGAUUUAACCAAGCUUUGCCAACAUCUUUCUGCAGUGUUAUCAUCAUUCAACAAUAUCAAACAAACGCAUACUGAAGUUUCAUCUAACAUUUGCAAUCAUUUAAACAUAUGGUUAUAUAACAAAUUAACAAAUCUGGUUUAUGAUCCUGCCACUCUUGAUAAUGUUCACUAUGCAUUUAUGAAGGUUUUUAAAGACAAAGAAGUAUGCGAAGAUUGUAAUUAUCUAAAUUAUAAUAAAUGUAAUAAGGAUGAGUUUAACAUAAUAAAAAAGUUUCAUGAUUAUUCUGAAAAUUUUGUUGGCAUUCAAAAUAAAAUUAAAGAGAAUGAUUAUUCUGUGAUUAAGAAUUAUUGCUCAUACAUCGCAGAAUCUGUUAAUUUUUAUAACGACAUUGUUUUAAAGUAUGCUAAUUCUUAUACAGAUUAUAUUUAUGAUAGUGAAUUGAAAACUUUUAGAGAUAAUUUUAAAAAAAUAUAUAAGGCUACAUUGAGUUGUAAUUCUCAUAUACCUCAUUUACAACCUGCUUAUAAUGAUAAUAUUGAAUUAUCACAUGUCUUUAAUUAUAAUACGUUAAAUAGUGAGCCUGUGAAUUUAAGAAGUGUAGCCAAAAAUCUUUUAACAUUUUUUGGAAUAUUUUUAAUUUUUUUUUGUGUAUAUAAGUUUACUCCACUGGGAAACCUGUUAAAUCUUAAAUUGAGAAGAAAAAAAAGAAGAAUAUGGAGAAACAUAAAACAAGAAUAUGAGAAACAAUUGCUUUCAGGUAUUGACGAACAUGAAUAUUCAUCACAUUCGGAUGAUAUGUUAUAUUAUAUAGGAUUUCAGAGAAAUAAUAUUAAUAAUUCGAAUAUGUUUUCUUAA